Messenger RNA from Penicillium pulvis, 1650 nucleotides. RefSeq lists its product as uncharacterized. Gene Ontology annotation, molecular function: transmembrane transporter activity. Gene Ontology annotation, biological process: transmembrane transport. The transcript has 2 exons. The coding region runs from base 1 to 1650 and encodes 549 amino acids. NCBI's taxonomy places the organism in Eukaryota, Fungi, Ascomycota, Eurotiomycetes, Eurotiales, Aspergillaceae. Gene Ontology annotation, cellular component: membrane. The record is from RefSeq and is a predicted model, not a curated record.
AUGUCUCUCGACGCUGCUGCGGCCCCUGAGGCAGCCAAGAACAGCCAAGACAUCCAAGACAUUCAAGAAAACGAAGAUGAUCGCGAAUUGUUGAAGCUGGGUUACCGCGCUGUUUUAGCGCGAGGAUGGGGCUCUUACGACAACUUUGCUUGCUCAUUCUCUGCUCUUUAUCCAAUUGGCGGCAUUCGUCUGCUCUUCUAUAUCGCAAUCAGCGGAGGUGGUCCUGCUGCUAUGUGGAGCUCCUGGAUUUCAGGUAGCAUUCUCUCGAUUAUUACCGCCGCCUGCCUUGCUGAAGCUUGUUCCAGCUACCCCGCCGCGGGGUCGAUCUACUACUGGGCAUUCCGUUCUUGGGGCGGUGGACGGGUGGGAAGGUUCAUAAGUUUCUUGGUCGCAGCAUGGACACUAGUUGCAUGGACGGCAUUCCUGGCAAGUGACUGCUUCGGUGUCGCCAAUUAUCUUGUGUCAGAAGUGGUUGUGUUCAACCCAGACACGAGCUUCCCCUACGACACCUCUGAUGUCCGUGCACGAGCCAUCGCCUGGGCCAUCUCGUUGUUCUUCCUGGGAGUGGCUACCAGCUUGAACUUCCUCCCGUCGCAUAUGUACUCCUGGGUGUUCCGCACAGGUGUCAUUGUGAUCGCCUUCGAUAUGCUGCUGAACUUCAUCUGGCUCCCAAUUGGUGUAUCGCAAACUUAUGGCUUCCAAUCAGCUGAGUACGUGUUCACUUCGACCUACAAUGGUGGAGAUGUCACUCCCAGCCUCAACUGGGUCCUUUCUUGGUUUAUGACUGCUAGUUGUCUAGUGGGCGAAGACGCAUCAGGCCAUGUCGCAGAGGAGACCGUCUCGGCUAAGAAGGCCGCUGCUAAGGGCGUCUUUUGGGCAACGGUCGCUUCAGCACUUUGCGGUUUCCCGAUCAUCAUCUUGUUCCUGUUCUGCAUGCCAUCUAUUGAGACUUUCUACAACACCAGCGCUCCCCAGCCAUUUACCAACAUGUACGCCUUGGCCCUCGGUCCACACGCCCAUGUGGUCAUGACUAUCGUCUCAAUGAUUGGUGGUAUUCUCAACACUUCUAUCUCGCUGGUUGCCGCGUCUCGAUUGGUGUUUGCCGUGGCACGCGAUGGAAUCUUCCCAUACAGUCAUGUAUUGGCUCGUGUGUCGAAGUCAAAGCAGCCUCACAACGCAGUGAUUUUCAUUUCGACCAUUGCUGCUCUUCUGCUUUGCACCCAGCUGCCGUCUCAAGUCGCCUUUUCUAGCUUGAUCUCAACUUCGGCUGCCGGCUCCAUCGCGGCCUACGGUCUUGUCGGCAUUGGUCGCACCUUCAUCACCCGCAAGACUUUCCGCCCCGGAUUCUGGGACAUGGGCCGGUUCGGUGUGGUGGCAGCUGUCGUCACGUUCGUUUGGAAUGGCUUUGCGUUUGCUGUUCUCUGUGCACCAGAGUAUUCCAACAGCCAGAUUGAUAAGGACUCGAGUCUUUUCAACUACGCGAUUGUCAUCAUGGGCGGUGUCACUAUCCUCGCCCUCGCAGAGUGGUGGCGCAAGUCGAAGGAUGAAUGGUUCCAGCACCUUGAGCCUGUUGACACAGCAUCGGAGACCGAUACCUCCAUUCAGCGUGAGACACAUGGGUCUAUGUUGGCCGACUCCAAAGAAGUUUGA